Messenger RNA from Aspergillus bombycis, 3678 nucleotides. Its product is annotated as HECT-type E3 ubiquitin-protein ligase. The record is from RefSeq and is a predicted model, not a curated record. Gene Ontology annotation, molecular function: ubiquitin protein ligase activity. Gene Ontology annotation, biological process: protein polyubiquitination; ubiquitin-dependent protein catabolic process. Bases 1 to 3678 code for a protein of 1225 amino acids. The transcript is spliced from 2 exons. NCBI's taxonomy places the organism in Eukaryota, Fungi, Ascomycota, Eurotiomycetes, Eurotiales, Aspergillaceae.
AUGUUCCAAUCAUUCACGGGUAACUCUCGCCGUCCGCGGCAGGUUAAUCUCGGAGGUCGCAAUACGAACCCUUUCGCCGCAUUUCCUUCCGGAAGACAACACCCUCAUGGCACAGGGCCCCAGAAUACUCUGGCAGUUGCACAGCAAGAGCGCCUACUAAGGCAACAAGAGAGAGAACGGUUGGGCGCGAUCCGGAUCGUGCAGCGGACAUGGCGGGGUUAUCAAAGUAGGAAGAUAACGUGUGAUGCAUGGCGAGCAGAGUGGGAUGUCACUGAGCAACAGAGGUCACAACUACUCCUAUCAUUCGAUGAAAUAUCCCAUGAUGCUGUACAUACCUCACCUAACUAUGCUACAGCAGCAGAGUGCCUGUCGCAGUUACGACUGUUGGUACAGUUCCUGGAGCCGCGGAACAGUGGUGAUAUCCUCCGACUUGCCUACUUUUCAAAGGCAUUCCAAAAAACCCUACACAAGGUGCCCACCAUUGCGACCGAAGGAGAGUGGACAACGCCUCUGAAGCGGCUGUCAAAGUUGACUUUACGUGUGCUGCAUUUAGCUAUCGGUCCGACAGUGCCGGCGAUUGCUGUGUGGCCUCUUCUCGAGUUACUGAUGUUUUUGACGGACCUUAUCCCGAAGCAAAUGGCUCGCUUGUCUCAAGAGUAUUACUCCGUAAUGGCUUCUCUCACGAUAAAUAUAGACGCAAUCUCCUCAAGGUGUCUUUUAUCGAGAGAUAACCUCGUUCAAACUGUUUUAGCAUUGCUUCGACCGAUAACCGCCGAGACGCUCACUGCCUAUGAAUGGUUUGCAAGGAGUUACUUGACUGUUCCAGAUCUUCCAACGUACCUAGGGACAUUGGAUGGGCUUGCAAACAAUAUUAAUUAUAAAUUGCUGACGUCCGCGUUCGAGUCGUCGCAGUUGCAUUUCAAAGACAGUCCUCAAAACUCCGUUGAUGUCGAUGCUCGCCUCUGGCUGCUUUCGUAUUUUAUAUUCUUCCAUAGGUAUGCUCUGGGAAGCCAGGCCGGAUACCAAGCACCCGAGUCUGGUUUUGUGAAGGUUGUAUCGGACCUACUCAACUCUACUGCUGUGCAUAUAUCGCGGCGUCUGGAAUCCGGGGAGGUCACCGACUUUGACGACUCACCUGAAAGAGCACAACUGCAUCCAUUUAUCAAGGAACAGUUAUUCGGUCUUGUGAACCAGGGAAGUAUAACCGGAUUGCUUUCUGAGUUGCAAUCUAGUCACUUGUCUCAACGUGACCUGGCAGAUUUGCAAUCUGAUGCGUCGCGGGAGGCGAAAAUCCUUGCGACAUACGCUCUCACUCUUCUGAGGGUGUUUCCUCGGCGAGGCGAUGACAUUCGAAUGUGGUUGUAUUUGGGAUCCGCUGUCUCGGAUGAUCAAAUGGCCGGCCAACCUGGGUCGAGAAUACCGGCUAUCAAAUAUUUUUGGCAAGCAUCCAGGUCCAGUAACAUAUUUAAUACAAUAAGCGAAGAUUCAACGAAGGUACUGUCCUUACUGAAACCAGCCAGCGAUACGAAUGACGCUAGGCUACCAACCAUGUCACCCAAAGAGCGUGACGAAGAGUGGAUGAUUAUUCUCCUCUUUCUUGAGCUGUAUACGUUUGUCCUGAAAGUUAUGGAUGAUGAGGAGUUUUUCUCUAGCGGAUCUUCUUUUACUGCUUCUUCAAACACGAGAGUUUCAUGGACCAAGGAGAGCGCUCUUCCUCUGGAAGACAUCAAGGAUAUGACAAUAUUCUUGAAAAACCUGGCAUUUACUCUGUACUGGAACUCGGCAGAUUUGAACGAAGAUGAAACUGUUAAUGACAAUGGAGGGAUUCGGAGUUAUUUUAGCUCCUCUGUUACCCCAUCUGAUACCAUUUCAAGCGUUCGGGAUCUUGAAAUGAAAAAUAAGGAAAAGGGACUAUCUGGCGUGACGGGGAUUCCUCUCGAUUAUUUCAAAGGCCUCGUGACCGGUCUGUUGAGGAUGAUUCAUGAGCGUGAUUCACGACGCAAGUUCCUCCCUGACGGGCACUGGCUGAUGACCAACCGCUUUGACAUGGAAGGUUUUAUCCCCGCUGUUGUGGCGGAAGAAGAGAAUAGACACCAACUGCAGGACGAGGAAGAGGGCAACGAACAAGAUGAUUUAAUGAAUGAUGCUUAUUAUGAACCGUCACUGGGAUUAAUUGGUACAGGACGUGCCCAACAGACCCGGCGAAUCGAGGCUCUUAGACGACGUCAACAACAAGCAGCUCGCAGGAAACAACUGGAGGCGGUGGCUCCCAGACUCGAAAUCCUGAGAAACAUGCCGUUCUUCAUACCUUUUCACACCCGAGUACAAAUAUUUCGAGAAUUCAUUUAUCGUGAUCAGAUGCGCAGACGGCAAGGGUUCAUCGACCCAGAUGCCUGGCGUAUGUCUGUAGCCCAGGUCUCGAUGGGGCGUAUGAUCGAUGGGCGGCCCGCGGUGCAGGAUAUCCUUGGCCGGCAUCAUGCGAACAUCCGGCGCGAGAGAGUGUUCAAAGAUGCAUUUGAUCAGUUCUACGAACUCGGCGAAGGCCUCAAAGAACCUAUUCAGAUUACAUUUAUUGACAAGUUCAACACUCCGGAAGCGGGUAUUGAUGGCGGUGGUGUGACGAAGGAAUUCCUAACUAGCGUCACGAAUGAGGCCUUCAAAUCAAUAAGUGACCUGAGCUUGUUUGAAGAAAACGAGCAACAUCUACUCUACCCGAACCCAGCCGCGGUUGAGCAUCGUCGGGAGCUCUUGAGACAGGGUGGGCUUGCUGAGAACGGCCCAGACUGGAAUGACAAUAUCCGCGAUUUGCUCAGGCGGUAUGAGUUCUUAGGGCGAGUUAUAGGAAAGUGUCUUUACGAGGGUAUCUUGGUUGAUGUGAACUUUGCGCCGUUUUUCCUGCUGAAAUGGGCUUUGACGGGUGGCACGGGCUCGGCACAAAAGGAAACAGCAUAUCGAGCCAACCUGAAUGACCUUAAAGAUCUCGACCAGGGACUAUAUCAGGGAUUGUUGCAAUUGAAAAACUACCCAGGGGAUGUGGAAGACUUUUCUUUGAACUUCACCGUUACUGAUAUCAUACCUCUUUCGAACGGGAGAAGUCGCACGAUUACUCGGGACCUCAAACCCCACGGGUCAGAUAUACCUGUAACAAACCAGAACCGGCUCGUGUAUAUCUCAUAUAUUGCUCGGUACCGCCUACAGGCACAGCCCGCUUUGCAAACGAACGCCUUUCUCCAAGGCUUGGGACAAAUCAUACAGCCUUCGUGGCUGUCGAUGUUCAACCAGUCGGAACUGCAGACCUUGGUUAGUGGCGAAUCAGGGGAUAUAGACGUAUCGGAUUUGAGGCGCAACACUCAAUACGGAGGAGUGUAUACCGUUGGCGACGAUAGGGAAGAGCAUCCGACGAUCCGGCUAUUCUGGGAGGUUAUGCAUAAGAUGACCAACGAGGAGCGACAGAAGGUGCUACGAUUUGUGACGUCCACUCCUAGGGCUCCUCUACUGGGAUUUAGUCACCUGAACCCACGAUUCAGCAUUCGUGAUUCCAGUGAGGAUCAGGAGCGACUUCCUAGUACAAGUACCUGCGUGAACCUUCUGAAGCUGCCUCGUUAUAACAACGCCGACACUCUACGAGAAAAGCUUCUUUAUGCCAUCAACUCUGGCGCCGGGUUUGAUCUUAGUUGA